Messenger RNA from Mollisia scopiformis, 777 nucleotides. RefSeq lists its product as uncharacterized. The transcript is spliced from 4 exons. Lineage: Eukaryota; Fungi; Ascomycota; Leotiomycetes; Helotiales; Mollisiaceae. The coding region runs from base 1 to 777 and encodes 258 amino acids. The record is from RefSeq and is a predicted model, not a curated record.
AUGUCACAGUGUCGUAUUCGCAUGAAGGAGGGUCGCAUUCAGCAGGUCUCGGAACCUCCAGUUGGAGAGGUGGUCGGUCAGCUUGCCAAUGUGAUACAUCGCAACGCCGUGCAUUCACUGGAAACCUUCAGUAGAAUCUUGGGGAAAAUUGACGCCUUUAGCGCGCGGUUCAUCGUCUUCGAGGGGGGUUUAUUGGACGGGAUAGCUGCUGGAGCUGACGAGGAGCGAAUGCCACAGGCAACAUGCGAGGGCUGUGAUAUUCGGCCAUCAAAGCACGAAAUAGACGAGACUUGUACGCAGGAAGGUGGGGCAGGGCACCCUCUACAGCGAAGCAACGUACUGUACUUGACAGCAGGACUUCGCGCAUUAACCUUUCCUCCUCCAUUAUUGCUUGGGUCCUUUACGGUACCACGGCGACCAUCAGCAGCGCCGACGGCCCCUUUCUUGAUGCCCGUGCUCCACGCCGCUGAAUUCUGGAGAGCAUCUCGACCUGUGCAGAUCGCCGAUGUACAGGAGCCGGGGAGGGUUGCGUCCUUUGAAGGUCCCAGACACCACCGACCAAGGGACCAGCACCAGAACCAGCAUCAGCAGCGUCACGGACCGCGAGUCAGUGCACCGCGGGACCGGCUCCGACAAUCUGAAGUGGAAGGGGAAGGGGAAGUGGAAGUGGAAGUGAAGCUUGCAUCGGUACGGUACGGUACGGUACAUCGAGCAUCUGAAAGUUCUGGAGGCGCCCAUCUGGUCCUGGGUAUCUGGGAUCCAGUCAGUGCAGUUUAG